Molecule: messenger RNA, 1761 nt
Organism: Vanrija pseudolonga
Lineage: Eukaryota; Fungi; Basidiomycota; Tremellomycetes; Trichosporonales; Trichosporonaceae
Product: putative secreted lipase
Exons: 2
Coding region: 1-1761 (586 amino acids)
Source: RefSeq, a predicted model, not a curated record
AUGGUGACUGUAUCCAAAGGACUGCUUCUUCUUAGCCUCCUUGGCAGCGCCUUGGCCACACCCGCCCCGUAUGUUACAGAGAACGACAUUGGUGAGCGUGGUAUCUUCCCGACGGUCAGCAUCAACAUUCCCGCGGGAAGCAUCACUGGCCUGUCGCGCAUCAACAUCGAGGCCUUUACUGGCAUUCCGUUCGCGCAGGCUCCCGUUAGCGCACUGCGUCUCGCUCCCCCGAAACCGCUGGACAGGCCGCUCGUCAACUUUGAUGCCACCCAACAAUCGGCAGCAUGCCCUCAAUUCCUUGGCAGGCCGGGAGACCCCUCGCUCCUCCCCAACCUCGUCAGCAUCGUCAGCGAGUCGCCCCUGUUCAAGAAGGCCCUCAAGAGCCAGGAAGACUGUCUGAACAUCAACGUCUUCCGGCCCAAGGGCACCAAGGCCGGGGACAACCUCCCCGUCCUGUUCUGGAUCUUUGGCGGAGGCUUCGAGCUUGGCUGGAACUCUAUGUACGAUGGUGGCAUCAUCGUGUCUAGGGGCAUGGACCUCGGCAAGCCCUUCAUCUUCGUUGCUGUCAAUUACCGUGUCGGCGGAUGGGGUUUCCUGGCCGGAAAGGAGAUCAAGGCGGCCGGCGCGGGCAACCUGGGCCACCGUGACCAGCGCCUCGGCCUCGAGUGGACGGCCGACAACAUUGCAGCGUUCGGAGGCGACCCGAGCAAAGUGACCAUCUGGGGCGAGUCGGCUGGCGCCAUCUCAGUCUGGAACAUGAUGGCCUACUAUGGUGGCAACAACCUCUACAAGGGCAAGCCUCUGUUCCGCGGUGGCAUCAUGAACUCGGGUUCGACCGUGCCCAUCAGCCCAAUCGACGGCCCCAAGGGUCAGAGUGUUUACGACCAGGUUGUCGCGGCUUCGCCUUGUGCCGGUCAGGCCGACACGCUCAACUGCCUUAGGAAUCUUCCCUACGACAAGUUCUACAGCGCCGUCAACUCGGUCCCCCACGUGCUGGGCUACAACUCGGUCGCGCUCUCCUACCUCCCACGCUACGACGGCGACGUCCUGCCCGACUGCCCCGUCCGCCUUCUCAAGCAGGGCAAGUAUGCUCCGGUCCCCUUCAUCAUCGGUGACCAGGAGGACGAGGGCACCAUCUUCAGUCUGGCGCAGCUCAACACGUCAUCCAACACCAAGGACAUUGUCGACUACUUGUCCAAUGUCUUUGUCCCCGGCUUCUCCAGAGACAAGCUGACCGAGCUUGUCACGGCAUACCCCGCCGACAUCACCGCUGGCUCGCCCUUCCGUACCUUCAUCUUCAACGAAUGGUACCCUGGCUUCAAGCGCAUGGCUGCGAUUCUGGGCGACCUGGUCUUCACUCUAUCUCGUCGUUGGUUCCUGUCCGUUGCUACCACGCUCCACCCCGAGGUUCCUGCCUGGUCCUACAUUUCGAGCUACGGUUUUGGCCUCCCCAUCGUUGGCACUUUCCACGGCAGUGACAUCCUCGAGAUGUUCUACCUCGGUGGCAUCCCUACCUACCUGUCCAACGGUCUCCACGGCUACUACUUCAAUUUCCUCUACAACCUCGACCCCAACGAUGCUUCCGGCGGCACAAGCCCGGGCAAGAGCAAGGUCAAUGUCAACUGGCCUCGGUGGGACAACACCAACAGACAACUCAUCAACUUUUUCAAGGUCUUCUUCACUACUAUCAAGGAUGACUUUAGGCAGAAGGCCGGAGAUGUUCUCGGCAAGUACAUGGAGGACAUCAUCCCUUACAUGUAG